This is a messenger RNA of Coniosporium apollinis CBS 100218, 2103 nucleotides long. RefSeq lists its product as uncharacterized. NCBI's taxonomy places the organism in Eukaryota, Fungi, Ascomycota, Dothideomycetes. The coding region runs from base 1 to 2103 and encodes 700 amino acids. The transcript has 2 exons. The record is from RefSeq and is a predicted model, not a curated record.
AUGGGCGGAAACGAAGAGUUAUUCAAGGAACCGGCGAAUGAAAGGAACACAGUGACGCCUGAUGGCAGCGGCUCGCAACAAGCCGAAGAAACAAACGAGGCGAAGAGAACGGAAGAGAUUUCAGGCGCUGCGCCCGCUGCAGAGGAAUAUGCAGGGCGCUUGAAGAAGCUGGUGGAUACUGAUGCCGAUGCCCCUAUCUCGUCAAUCGAUACGACGUAUCAAGAACCCGCACAGAAGUCCGUUCAACAGUCCUCCCAAGCGCGGCCGCAACAGCCACGACACGAGGUGCGCCACGAACUUCCUCCGCCUUUCUAUCCGGCUGAUCAUCGUACUACUCCCACAUCGGCGACACCUUCCUCAGCUGCAUAUAGCCUUCUCCCGACUGAUCAGAUCUCUAUGCAUCAGCCGCGACCUUCUGCCAACAACAUUGUCUUUGGCGGUCAUCCAGACUCCUCUAGUCCAUCUCCUGCCCCGCCGCCGUCCGCCGGCACAUUGCGUUACCCCCCAGCUCCACCUCCCGGUUUCGGUGGAGCAAGCUUUGGCCCACCACCUUACUAUACUCCGGGGCAUGCCCAUCAUUUCUCUGAGCCUCAUGCGCACAUGAUGUACCCUCCAAUGUCCAUGCCACCGCCUGGGCCUUUCGCCUAUCGCCGAGGUCAUCCACCGCCGCCGCACUAUGGCCGACCAGAGUCCUGGUUUCCCUCGGACAGCCAGCUGCCUUAUCCAAUGGCUCCACCGCCGGGUUACCCAUCCCGUAACAUCCAGCCGCAAACCAACGGUGCUCUGCAUCAUUCUAGAUCGCCAUCGCAGUCUUCGGUAAGGACCCAGGAGCAAGAACCCACUUUCAACCCACAUCAAUCCGAGCAGCGAAAUAUUUCGGAAGGACAGUCCAAUGGACAGUUCUCAAGCCAGAAUGGGGCUACAUUGCUGCCGCCACCAGACGAACCACGUGGUUCAACAGACAGCCUCAGACAAUACCUACGGUCCCAGUUCGGUAGUGCGGACCUGGCGGAUUACAUUUUAGAGAUCACGCUUUCGAACGCUGAGCACUCCGUAUUCACUUUGCCGGUGCAUAGACUUCUAAUUGCACGCAGCCCGAGAAUUCUAACACUCAUGUCAAGGACUCGCGUAGACCAAGAAAGCCGUAACAGCCCCCUCGCAGUACUCAGAGACGUAGCGACAGACAUUUUUGUCACCAGUCGCUCGCUUGUUGAAGUGCUCAAGUACCUCUACGAUGACACCUUGCUGGAGAUGCGGGAGUUUACUCAAGGACUGCAGCCUUUCGACGUGGACAGUGCUAGCUCGGAUGGCAAUGGCCAGGCUCUUGACCGCAUGCAGCAGGCUCUCGAAUAUGCAGCAUCAGGCCAUUUUCUAGGGCUUGAAGAAGUUGUCAAUCGAGGGUUUGCAAUCGCCAAAGCACUGCUUCGAUGGGAUACGCUUGGUCUCGCCCUGGGAUUUGCGCUCGACGGUGGCUUGAGCCGAAUAUGGCAAACUGUCAUGGCGGAAGCAGCUGAACGAGGUGUUGUACCGAAUGUCAAGCCCUUCCGCCCUACCUAUGGUGAUUACGGGUACCAGUUCUUACAAGACCUAGUGGAUUUCAUUACCUUGGAAUUCCCAAAAGCUUUCCAGCUGGAUACUACUGCGCUUCAGCUUUCACAUGUUCAGAGGUUGCCGGUUGUUGUAGAGUCACGGCCUUCCAUCUCCAACCCGCGGCUAAGCCGCAUCCGCUUUGGGGAGCUCCCGUUCGAGCAACCUGCACGGCCAGACUUUAUAACGACCACGCUGUCAAGCGUUCUCCUCUCACUGCCUUUCUCUGUUCUCAACGUCCUACUUGAGCAUCCUGGACUAAACAGACGGAUCACAUGGCCGAACGUCAUUAGCGUCAUGCGACAGGUCAUUGAGGAACGUGAGAGCCGCCGGAGCAAAGCACUCAAUGCUCGCAUCGCACCAUCCCACGAGACCGACAUGGACCAGGUCAUCUACGAAAACCUCCACUGGGAGGAACGUGUUGAAUCGGAAUCCGCUCAUGCUUCAGGCUUCAGAAUUGCAAGGGCUUGGACCAGAACGGAGAUCAACCCUGCGAACGGUACAAGCGGCAAGUGA